AUGCCCCCGGCAGGCAACGAGUAUGCUGCAGAACAGCUGAAAAACAUCGGGAACAAAUGCUUCAAGAAUGGCGACUAUGAGCAAGCCGAGGCACACUACUCCCAGGCUAUACAGAAGAACUCAGCCAAUCCGUUAUUAUUCACGAACCGGGCAAACGCAAGACUGAAGCUGGAAAAAUGGGAGGGCGUGAUUGAUGAUAGUAUCCGCAGUAUCGAGUUACUCAAGGAUAAUAUGAAGGCCUUCUUCUAUUUGGAUGAAACAUGUCCGUCGAUUGCGAUAUUACUCUCUUCCCAAAAUGAAUGCAACGCUAAGAUGACGACAGCACAAGCUCAACUCGCAAUCAAUCACCCCAACGAAGCCCUCUCCAGUGCCCUCAUGGCCUACCAACUCUGCACAAAUUCCACGCAGCAAACCUCAAACGCGGCCACGAUAUCUGCUCUUGUCCUGCGUUGCAAAAAAGCAAAGUGGGAUAUUCGCGAACGCGAACGCGUACGGCGGCGUGGAGGCUUGCUCGCAGAUCUGGAAGCCAUGCUCGAGACCCAGUACAAGAAAGACAUGGAUGACAUCGAUGCGCGCAUCGAAGCUAACGAAGUCACACGCGUAGCUGGCCAAGAAGAGAAAGCAGAGCGCAAAAGUGAUUUUGAGAAGAAACGAGAUGAUCUACGCACUGCAUUUGCCAUUUCAGACCCAGAAAACCAGCAAAAACGCGAAGUGCCUGAUUAUCUGGUCGACGGAAUCACGUUUGAAAUCAUGCACGAUCCGGUUGUAACCAAAAAUGGCCGUUCCUACGAGCGCGCAACACUGAUUGAGCAUUUGAAGCGCAGUCCAACUGAUCCCUUGACGAGGGAGACGCUGACAAUCGGCGACCUGAGGCCGAAUAUCGCGUUGAAAGAGGCGUGUACAGAGUUCAUGGAACAGAACAGUGGGUGGGUUUAUGAUUGUGAGGAAGUCCGCAUGAACGUCAACCCGAGGCUGUUCCGCAUCACCAACCUCUCGAGGUACAGCUUAGAAUCCCAACAGCAAUUGCACAGCCAUCGACGGCCUUAUGUGCUGUCCGCCAUACUUAUUGCCAUGAAAAACACUGCAGGUAUGCGGAACCUGCGCAUGCGCCCCGUGAUACCACGUUGCCGCCCCGCACAACACCUGUUUCAACACCCCACAAGACACGCGACCAAUGCAACGGAAGCCGCCGCUGCUACCGUGACAGCGACGAAUGUUCGAUCGGGAGGCACACGUGCCAGAAACCUGGUAUACGGUACCAUUCUGACUGUCGGUCUCUCCUUUGGCUACCUCUACGUCACCGACACACGCGCAAGCAUUCACGAAUGGCUUGUCGUACCGGCCCUACGACAAAUAUAUCCCGAUGGCGAAGAGGCGCAUCAAGCGGGAACACGAAUACUCAAGGCUCUCCAUAAUUUUGGGCUAAACCCCAGGGAGCGUGGUAUAGCUGAUUCACAAGGCGAUCUGACUGUACCAGUCUUUGGACACACAUUGAGUAACCCAAUUGGCACAUCGGCGGGUAUCGACAAGGGCGCUGAGAUCCCCACGCCCUUGUUCGAGCUGGGUGCGGCGGUUGUUGAGGUUGGCGCCAUUACAUUGUUGCCACAGGAGGGCAAUCCCAAGCCACGUGUAUUCAGGCUCCCGAGCCAGAACGCGCUCAUCAACCGCUAUGGGUUCAACUCAGAGGGUGCCGAACACGUAGCUACCCGACUUCGUCAGCGCGUUCGCGAGUUUGCUUAUCACAAGGGAUUGGGCAUGGAUGAAGAGGCUGAGCGGGCGGUCCUCGAUGGAGAAGCUGGUGUUCCACCCGGCUCAUUGCUGCCAGGACGACUGCUGGCAGUCCAAGUUGCCAAGAACAAGACCACGUCGGAAAACGACAUUGAGGCAGUCGUUCGUGACUAUGCGACCACUGUAGGACAUGUUGGAAAGUACGCCGACAUCCUGGUAGUAAAUGUCUCGUCUCCCAACACACCCGGCCUGCGAACAUUACAGAACGUGGAGCCAUUGACACGGCUGCUCUCAGGCGUCGUCCAAGCCGUCAAGAACAUCGACCGCAAGACCAAACCCGCCAUCAUGGUCAAAGUCAGCCCAGACGAAGAUUCAGAGGAACAAAUCUCUGGUAUCUGCGAAGCCGUUUGGGACUCGGGCGUAGACGGCGUCAUCGUCGGUAACACAACGAAGAAGCGACCAGACCCUUUGCCCAGAGGAUACGCACUGCCAGCGUCUGAGGCCAAACUUCUGCUAGAGCAAGGCGGAUACUCUGGACCACAGAUGUUUGAGCGCACACUUGCGCUUGUGACCAAGUACAGAAAAGCACUGGACCAGGGACCAAAACAUCCAACGUUCUCAACGUCAUCAAGCACUGCGGCGACAAUCGCCGACAACUCUCAAUAG
This is a messenger RNA of Plenodomus lingam JN3, 2394 nucleotides long. Lineage: Eukaryota; Fungi; Ascomycota; Dothideomycetes; Pleosporales; Leptosphaeriaceae. The record is from RefSeq and is a predicted model, not a curated record.